Mytilus californianus (California mussel) is the source of this 2369-nucleotide messenger RNA. RefSeq lists its product as uncharacterized. Gene Ontology annotation, molecular function: DNA binding. Bases 323 to 1972 code for a protein of 549 amino acids. NCBI's taxonomy places the organism in Eukaryota, Metazoa, Mollusca, Bivalvia, Mytilida, Mytilidae. The record is from RefSeq and is a predicted model, not a curated record. The transcript is spliced from 2 exons. Gene Ontology annotation, biological process: DNA recombination; DNA integration.
CUUAUAUGAUUAGCAUAUCUACAUAUAGUUAACUGUGAUUGGUCAAUUCCACUUUCUAUUCUCGGUUUACACUUCGAUAGACUGUGUUGCCGGAACUAUUUUUGUAACUAAUGUAAACAAUAUGGCGGCUCUAAAUCGCGAACGCUAAUCGUGUAAAUAUAACCGGGCUUGUAUAAAUUUAUAUUUUUUAGUGGUUGUAAAAAUUAAAUAAAAUGGAGUUCAUAAUUAUAGCUGUAAAUCAUUUAUUUAAUUGGUAAAAAAUACGGAAAUCACAUGACCUUCCAUUCAUCUGAAAAAAUCGUCUGCUAAAAUUCUGUAAAAAAUGGAGCUUGAUGCUGAUUUUGACACAUCUACGUUGCCAGAUGUUCCAAUAACUUUUGAAUUACAACUGCCAGAACACAUUGAUGCUGAUGAAGUUGUUGACCUUUUCGAAAUUAUACACCAAGAAGUUGAAGGCUUUGACGAAAUGCUGCUUCAUGCUGUAACAAGCAUCAACAAUGACCAAACAGUUACAGAAACACUAACAAGCACAACUUUUGCUGAAACAGUUGAUGUCCAGGUACAACAACAUCACCAAGAACCUGCACUAAUACAGGAUUCAAAAAAUACAUCUAACUCCAGACGUUUCAAAAAUCUAGACACAGACACUCUGCUUGAAAUAGAGCAAAAUCAGUACAGUGCCUCAACAAAAAAGAACACAAAGUGGGGAGUUGGAGUCUUUAAUGCUUGGUGUUCUGAAAGACUCGCAAGUACUGUGGACUUUCAAACUGUGUCUGUUAUCAGUCUGAACAGCAGUUUGAGGCAAUUUUAUGCUGAGGCUCAACCUCAAAACAUAUCCAAAAGGGCUUUAAAAAUGCCAGAAGAGCAAGCUCAGGAAUAUCACAAAAAUUCAUUAAAAAAUGUACGUGCUGCUAUAAACAGACAUCUUAAAGAUAUUGGCCGUAGCAUUGACAUUGUCCGUGACACAGAUUUUAAAUCAGCAAAUUCUAUGUUGAGUGCCAAGCUCAAAUUUAAUUUGCGCAAUGGUUUAUCAAGACCUACACAACACCACCCUACUAUAUCAACUCCUGAAUUGAUGAAAAUUAACACCUACCUUAUGAGAAAAGAGGACCCUGUUGCACUCCGUUUCAGAGUAUGGUACCUUUUAGGAAUUCAUUUCGUCAGCCGUGGGGUAGAAUUCCAUCAUCAGUUGAAUAUAAGUUCUUUCAAAUUUGAACAUGAUGAAAGGAGAUCUGAAUUCCUGUCAAUUUCGCACGAGACACACCAAAAAAAACACCAGGGUGGACUAGAUGAUGCAACAGAAGAAACGCAAGAUAAGAGAAUGUAUGCCGUACCCAAUUCUCCAUCCUGUCCUCUUACUACGAUUAAGCACUUUCUAUCAAAGUGUGAUCCAGCCGCCAAAUCAUUGUUCAAUCAAUGCUGCCGAGAAGCCUUACGCUGUCCAUCAAUGUACAAAACAUGGUAUAAUGUAACGCCUGUGAAAGUUAAAAACGUCUCUGCUUUAAUGCCCGACAUAUGUAAAAAUGCUGGUGUCAAACGUUACACAGGGCAUUCACUCAGAUCUACAGCUAUUACAGCCAUGAGUGAUGCUGGUUUAACGGAUAGGAGCAUCAUGUUUAUGUCGGACCAUAAAUGUGAGGAAAGUCUGAAAUCAUAUUGCAGAAGACCAAGCACCGUUCAGAAGUACAAAAUUAGUUCGGUGUUAGACAAUGUAGCAACGGGUAAUUCUUCGUCAUCAGCAGCACUUGUACCAGUUGCCCCUUCUACUUCUACCGCCAUUUCUCCAAUUCAAACCAAUGUCACAGACACAGAAACUGGACAUUCUGUACUUACCGAACGAACUCCACUCCGCUCUUUCGAUAUGCCAAAUCAGAACGUUCUAGUAAAGAGUCAGUCCAAUCUUCAAAACCACAAAAUGUCUGGAUUUGCAGCAAAUUCUGUAUUUCACAACUGUAGUUUCAAUUUCAGCUAACAUGUAACACUUUUGAGCUGUGUAGUUGUGUAGCGUGUGUACACGUUGAUGGCGCGGCUUAAAAAUCCGGAUUAUUUGACUCUUGACUGUAGACAUUCAGUUAUUUACAUUGAACGUUUUUGUUGUUCUAUUAUUUUUUCUUUAUGUGUUUUAAAACAAAAUUAUUUAGCAGAAUGUGUUGUUAAUUCUUACUUUUUUGUCUUUUACGAGAAUAAGUGAUGACCUACAUUAGCUUCCCUGUGUGUCGAUUUCACUCUGAUAUAUUCAUGCGCAUUGCCCAUAUAUGGAACGCUAGUGCUCCACAAAAGGAAAAAAACUUAUAAAAAAAAAUAUUACAAACAACGACUAUCUAAAUUUGAAUUAAGAAUUAUAAGGAUUAAACACAUUUUUUCUAGAG